This is a messenger RNA of Achroia grisella, 2146 nucleotides long. RefSeq lists its product as uncharacterized. The coding region runs from base 75 to 2069 and encodes 664 amino acids. The record is from RefSeq and is a predicted model, not a curated record. The transcript is spliced from 14 exons. NCBI's taxonomy places the organism in Eukaryota, Metazoa, Arthropoda, Insecta, Lepidoptera, Pyralidae.
UGCGAGAUACUGUCAAAUUAAGUGCUGAUUUAUUGUUAAUAAGCUAAUUUAGAAUUUAGAUAAUAUUAGUAAAAAUGAGAGUGCUUCUAGUUUUGGUUGCUUGUGUUGCGAGCAUUUAUGGAAAAGUUACUCCGGAUUACUUCCCAUCAUGUAAAAGGAACGACCCACAAAUAAACAAAUGCAUCCUCGAUGGGAUUGAAUCGAUGAGGCCCCAACUGAAAAACGGCAUACCUGAAGUAAACAUCCCUUCCAUUGAGCCGUUCGUAGUGCCAACAUUGAAACUGGACAGGAACGUUCCUAAUCUCAGAAUUAAAGCCACGAUAAGGCAAGCAAAAGCAUUCGGCGCUAGCAAUUUCAAAAUCGAAAAGUUGAAAAUAAAUCUAAAUAAUAAAUAUGCAGCUGAAGUAAAAAUCUCAAUCCCCAAAUUGAUGGUCAUCACUGAAUACGACAUCCAAGGGUCAAGACUACUCACCCUUGAUAUCAACGGGAAAGGAAAACUACAGGGAAAUUUCACCGGCGUAACAGUAAUCGCUAAAGGCGCAGCCAAACUAAUUGAGAAGGAUGGCGUGGAGUAUCUUCAGGCAGAGAAAGUUAUUACUAAAGUGAGGAUAAAUAAUGCUCAGGUCGCGGUUGAAGAUUUUGACAGGCCUCUAGUUGGUUCAUCUACGGCUACGUUCUUCAACGCCAGCCCCAGAAUCGUGCUUGACGUUAUCAGUCCACUCUUAGACGAAACCACCGCUGCUAUUGCUAAGAAGUACAUUAACAAAAUACUUGGGUCUAUACCUAUUAAAGAAGUGUUAAUAGACGAUGAGCCAGCAGGUGGAGGCGUGACAAUGAUGAUCAUAGACUUCCUGUUACUUAUAUAUUAUGAAAUGACGUCGGUAUGCCACUACAGCGACCCGAAUGUUGCGCAAUGCAUCCAACGCAUGGCUGAACAGGCCAAACAUCUCCUAGCUCAAGGUGUACCAUCGUUUGGCAUACAACCAUUGGAACCCCUCAAGGUGCCCAACAUAAGAUUACGUCAGCACAAUCCUCCGAAAAACGCCUUCAAAUACGAUGCGUGGCUCUCAGACGUCGUGUUACAUGGUCUAACGAAUUUCUCGUUCAAUAAAUUAGAUGUUUAUCCAGAGGAAAUGAAAGUAACCGCGAAUAUAACUCUGCCUAAACUCGAUGUGUCUGCAGACUACGUUAUACUAGGGAAAUUUCAGAUGUUACCUGUCGAAUCUACUGGAAAGUUAUCGGCUAAUUUUACAAUGUGCACAGCGGCUUUGGUAGCGUUAGGUGCUAGAGUACACAAACGUAUGGUCAUCAAGGAUGCCGAUGUGCGUCUCCGAUGUGGUGGAGCAUUGAAUGGGAGGUUGGACGAAGCGCAUUCUACUACUACAGAGAUGGUUGGUGGUUUCAUCUGUCCACGGGAGGAGAAAGCAUUGGGACGUUGCUUGAGAGAUGCACUAAAUACUUACAUUCCACAAUUAGCGACAGGAGUGCCAGAGUAUGGAGUACCGUCAUGCGAGCCACUGGAGAUCCCUGCCUUGUCAGUACAGCAGUCAACAGGUCCUAUUUCUGUUACGUCAUCGUACACUGAAGUUACCGUGAAAGGACCGUCAUCUAUGAGAGUGAAGGAUAUUAAGGUAUAUUCAAAGAAGAAGAUGGUAGUAGGAAAAAUUUAUAUUCCAGAGCUGAGAAUGAAAGGAAAUUACGCACUUUCCGGACAAUUACUGAUGCUACCCAUUAAAGGAGAUGGAAAAUUCACUGCUAGAUAUGGUGAUAUAGAUGCUACAGUUACAAUUAUCCUUGGAAGACAGCCUCGGCACAACGACGUCGAUGCGCUGAGCUGCGAGGAUCUGGACGUGAAUUUCCAUAUCGGAUAUGCUUCAAUGAAACUGGAGAAUCUCUUCGGAGGCGAUGAAGAACUGGGUAAUACAAUGAAUAUGUUCCUGAACGAAAAUUGGGAGAAAUUGGCAGAGGAACUAAAAGGUCCCAUGGAAGAGGCACUGCGGGACUUCUUAAAGCCGUUGGCUGACCACGCCUUCAGUACCUUGAACGCUGAGGAUAUACUAUCUGACUGAUAAUUUUGUAUAUUAUAGGUUUUUUUAAAAUAUCACUGCUCGCUAUAAUACUUAAAUCGUGAUUACACGAUUUUAAC